Messenger RNA from Caenorhabditis briggsae, 1323 nucleotides. The record is from RefSeq and is a predicted model, not a curated record. Gene Ontology annotation, biological process: positive regulation of kinase activity; cell migration; cell surface receptor protein tyrosine kinase signaling pathway. Gene Ontology annotation, molecular function: ATP binding; transmembrane receptor protein tyrosine kinase activity. The transcript has 11 exons. Bases 1 to 1323 code for a protein of 440 amino acids. NCBI's taxonomy places the organism in Eukaryota, Metazoa, Nematoda, Chromadorea, Rhabditida, Rhabditidae. Gene Ontology annotation, cellular component: signaling receptor complex.
AUGGGUAUUACAACACUACCUCCAUCACAAUUACGACCCGAACUUGAAUGGCUUUUUCCGAAAGAGGUAACGACAACUUCAUCUGCAGUAUUACAACGCAAUUCAGCAGCUGAGAUUCCAUUAAAUUUUUUAGCCGAACAUUCUUUGGCACUCAUAGCCGCUCUUUUUCUAAUUGUUCUGACAGUUGCCCUUCUAGCAGUUCUUGUUCAGUAUCACUGUCAAAAAGGCUCAAGUAGUGGAAGUGCAGGAGCCAUAUCGCCCAAAUCUUUUUCAACAUCUCCUUCUCAAUGGACAACUUGCAGUACUGUUUCCUCUACCUACUCAACCCAAAGUCUUCUCCAACUAAUUGGAUCAGGUCUUCGACAAUCACUCCAAGGACUUCUAUUGCCAUCAGAAGCUGUAGUUUUGGAGACUAUUGUUGGAAAAGGUUACUUCGGCAAUGUCUACAGAGGCAGAAUGCGUGAUCCAGCCGGAAGAUUGAUUCCUGUAGCUGUCAAAACCUUGAAAGGAGAACGCGCACGAGACAUUGCUCAUAUUGAGAAAUUCCUCCGCGAAGGUGUUGUCAUGAAACACUUGGACCAUCCACAUGUCUUAUCCCUUCUUGGAAUUUCAAUUUCACCAGCUGGAAACCCAUGGGUAGUACUACCUUUCAUGGAAGGAGGAGAUCUGAAAACGUAUAUCGCUGAUCCAAACAGAGCCCUAUGUGUUUUGGAACUUCUCGAUUUUGCUCAUCAAGUUGCUCAAGGAAUGAGUUAUUUAGCUGCACAACACUUUGUUCAUCGUGAUUUGGCGGCGCGAAAUUGUAUGAUUUCUGCGGAGAGAAUAGUAAAGGUUGCUGAUUUUGGAUUAGCAGUGGAUUUAUUAGACAAAGAGAGCUAUAUAGAUGAGAGUGAGACCGGACCUGCGCGAUUACCCUUGAAAUGGUUGGCUCCAGAAAGUCUUCGAGAUCGAAGGGUGUUCAGUUCUGCAACUGAUGUGUGGUCAUUUGGAGUGUUGAUGUGGGAAUUGCUUACUCGAGCCGCAUCUCCAUACGGUGAAGUAUCAAAUGCAAAAGUCAGGCACUAUUUGGAAACAGGAAUGAGAUUACCACAACCAACGCACUGUCCAGAUAUUAUUUAUGACCUUAUGCAAUGCUGUUGGCGUGCAACUCCAGAAGAUCGUCCCGACUUUGUUUUUCUCUCUCAUCGAUUGAGAGCUCUGUUGCAGGAAAACUCCCCUGAUCCAUUCACUCGUCGUUUUCGUCCAAACGCUGAACAGUUCUUGCUUCCAGUUCUCCCAGGCCGUCUUUUCACAAACUACUUUGCCGCUCAAAUGCAUGCUUAA